Molecule: messenger RNA, 1975 nt
Organism: Castor canadensis (American beaver)
Lineage: Eukaryota; Metazoa; Chordata; Mammalia; Rodentia; Castoridae
Gene: Rnf112
Product: ring finger protein 112
Molecular function (GO): metal ion binding; GTP binding; GTPase activity
Source: RefSeq, a predicted model, not a curated record
AGCCAUCCCACUUCGGGUUGAAGAUCUUGGUGGAGCUCCUCUGUCUGCGGUGGACCCUCUUCCAUCCCAGCCUCCCAUGCCGAGGCCCGCCUUGUCAGUCACUUCCUUUUGUCAUCGGCUUGGCAAACGGGAGAGAAAAUGGAGCUUCAUGGGAAACAGCAGCAACAGUUGGUCCCAUGCACCAUUCCCCAAGCUGGAGCUGGGCCUGGGACCCCGUCCCACGGCACCCCGGGAGCCACCUGCCUGCUCCAUCUGCCUGGAGAGGCUUCGUGAGCCCAUCUCGUUGGACUGUGGCCACGACUUUUGCAUCCGGUGCUUCAGCACGCAUCGUGUCCCUGGCUGCGAGCCGCCCUGCUGCCCUGAGUGUCGGAAGAUCUGCAAGCAGAAGAAAGGCCUCCGCAGCCUGGGGGAGAAGAUGAAGCUCCUGCCACAGCGGCCGCUGCCCCCUGCGCUGCAGGAGACCUGUGCUGUGAGGGCAGAACGACUGCUGCUGGUGCGCAUCAAUGCCUCUGGAGGCCUCAUCCUCAGGAUGGGGGCUAUCAACCGCUGCCUGAAGCACCCCCUGGCUAGGGACACCCCAGUCUGCCUCCUCGCUGUCCUGGGGGAGCCACACUCAGGGAAGUCCUUCCUCCUGGACCACUUGCUCCGGGGCUUGCCAGGCCUGGAGUCUGGUGAGGGAAGCUGGCCCAGAGGAGGAGAGGGGUCCCUUCAGGGGUUCAGAUGGGGUGCCAAUGGGCUCACCAGGGGCAUAUGGAUGUGGAGCCACCCCUUUCUGCUGGGGAAAGAAGGGAAGAAGGUGGCUGUGUUCUUAGUGGAUACAGGAGACACCAUGAGUCCGGAACUGAGCAGGGAAACAAGAAUCAAGCUCUGUGCUCUCACCAUGAUGCUGAGCUCCUACCAGAUCCUGAACACCUCCCAGGAGCUGAAGGACACAGACUUGGGCUAUCUGGAGAUGUUUGUUCAUGUGGCUGAGGUGAUGGGCAAGCAUUAUGGAAUGGUGCCAAUCCAGCAUCUGGACCUCUUAGUUCGUGAUGCAUCCCACCCCAGCAAGUCAGGGCAGGGGCACGUGGGUGACAUCCUCCAGAAGCUGUCUGGCAAAUACCCCAAGGUGCAGGAGCUGCUCCUGGGGAAACGAGCCCGCUGCUACCUCCUGCCUGCUCCGGGGAGGCAGUGGGUGAACAAAGGCCAAGGAAGCCCAGGAGGUGACACAGACGACGAUUUCCGCCACCUUCUCCGGGCCUAUGUCUCAGAUGUGCUAAGCACAGCCCCCCAGCAUGCUAAGAGCCGCUGCCAGGGGUACUGGAGCGAGGGACGCGCCGUGGCCAGGGGGGACAGACGCCUGCUCACGGGGCAGCAGCUAGCUCAGGAGAUCAAGAACCUCUCGGGCUGGAUGGGGAGGACAGGGCCUGGUUUCAGCUCUCCAGAUGAGAUGGCCGCUCAGCUGCACGACUUGAGGAAGGUGGAAGCUGCGAAGAAGGAGUUUGAGGAGUAUGUGAGGCAGCAGGACAUAGCCACCAAGCGCAUCUUCUCUGCACUCCGGGUCCUGCCCGAUACCAUGCGGAACCUCCUAUCCACCCAGAAGGAUGCUAUCUUGGCCCGCCAUGGUGUAGCCUUGCUAUGCAAGGAAAGGGAGCAAACCUUGGAGGCCCUAGAGGCUGAGCUCCAGGCCAAGGCCAAGGCCUUCAUGGACUCCUACACCAUGCGUUUCUGUGGCCACUUGGCUGCUGUGGGCGGUGCUGUGGGGGCUGGGCUCAUGGGCCUAGCGGGGGGUGUGGUAGGUGCUGGCAUGGCAGCGGCCGCACUGGCUGCUGAGGCUGGGAUGGUGGCAGCCGGGGCAGCAGUGGGAGCCACUGGGGCUGCUGUGGUUGGUGGUGGUGUGGGCGCUGGGCUGGCUGCCACCGUGGGCUGCAUGGAGAAGGAAGAGGAUGAGAGGGUGCAGGGAGGGGACCGAGAGCCCCUUCUCCAGGAAGAGUAA